Molecule: messenger RNA, 1097 nt
Organism: Scleropages formosus (Asian bonytongue)
Lineage: Eukaryota; Metazoa; Chordata; Actinopteri; Osteoglossiformes; Osteoglossidae
Product: ankyrin repeat domain-containing protein 1-like
Exons: 9
Coding region: 136-1056 (306 amino acids)
Biological process (GO): regulation of transcription by RNA polymerase II
Cellular component (GO): nucleus
Molecular function (GO): RNA polymerase II-specific DNA-binding transcription factor binding
Source: RefSeq, a predicted model, not a curated record
GCCUGAGUUGGAGCAUGAUCUCAUUCUCUAACAACCAGAGACAGAUAUAAAUUAUGCUGUGCUGGAGAAGUACAGAAGACUUCCAACUGCACAUCUAAAGUACAUGUAAAGGACUGCAAUACAAAACAGACAGCUAUGGGACUACUCCUUGUUGAAGACCUGGUAACUGCCAAGAAAUUUGACAGUGAUGAGUCCACUGUGCACCUACAAGAGCACUUUGCACCAGGAGAAUAUGAGGCAGCCAUCAGGAAUGAAAAACAAGAUGGACAGAGAUGUCCUGAAGAUCUGACCAUCACCCCUGUCUCUGACAUUGUUUUGCAUGACACUGACAAUAUAGCAUUAAACAUAGACAAACAGGGCCGACUCAAGUUGGAGACAGUGGAGGAUCUUCACAAUAUUCUGAAACUGAAAAAACGAAGGAGGGUGAUUAGAGCACUAGCCCCCAAAAAAGGAAUUGAACCUGAAACCCUUCCUGAUGUGGUGGAUGAAACUAUGUUCCUGAAAGCAGCUGUAGAUAACAAAAUGUCAGUAAUAGAGAAGUACCUGGCUGAUGGUGGCGAUCUUAAUGUCUGUGAUCAUUUUAACCGGACAGCACUACACAGAGCGUGCUCAGAGGGCCACGUGGAGCUGGUGAAGAGACUAUUGGAAGCUGGGGCUUUGACUGAGAACAAAGAUAAACUGGAUUCCACAGCUGUACACUGGGCCUGUCGUGGAGGCUCUCUGCCAGCCUUGGAGAUACUGCUCAACCAUGGGGGAAAGAUUGAAGCAAGGGACAAAUUGUGCAGUACUCCCCUACAUGUUGCAGUAAGAACUGGACAUUAUGAGUGUGCUGAACAUCUCAUUCACUGUGGUGCAGACAUCAAUGCAAGGGACAGAGAGGGAGACACACCCCUGCAUGACGCUGUGAGAAUCAACAGAUUCAAACUGAUCAAACUAUUAUUGAUCCAUGGGGCAAACCUUAAAGUCAGGAACUGUGAGGGAUUGACACCCAUGGAAAGUGCUCUCAAAUGGCAGGAAAAAGCUAAAAACCUCCUAUAUUCUUUUAAAGAAGAUUAAACAGUCAGUCCCUGUAAAGCAUUGUCAUGAUAUUUCAAUAU